Gavialis gangeticus (Gharial) is the source of this 2710-nucleotide messenger RNA. It is a transcript of the gene SMPDL3B, whose product is annotated as sphingomyelin phosphodiesterase acid like 3B. The record is from RefSeq and is a predicted model, not a curated record. The transcript has 8 exons. Gene Ontology annotation, biological process: sphingomyelin catabolic process. Gene Ontology annotation, molecular function: sphingomyelin phosphodiesterase activity. Bases 86 to 1468 code for a protein of 460 amino acids. NCBI's taxonomy places the organism in Eukaryota, Metazoa, Chordata, Crocodylia, Gavialidae.
AAGGCACAGGGAUUGGUUUGUUGAAGCAGGUUAUACAGGAAGUAAUUAAUUGGCAAACAGUUGCUGCCAACAUUCCCUAUUCAAGAUGGAGCCUUUGAAAGUUUUGCUACUCCUGCUGCACUGCAAGUUCACUGUUGCCACCACAGGUCACUUUUGGCAUGUCACAGACCUCCACUGGGAUCCUGAGUAUACCAUGACAACAGAUCCUCUCAAGGUGUGUCCAUCUGCUGGAUCCCAGCCAGUAUCCAGUGCUGGGAUGUGGGGAAAUUACCUGUGUGAUUCUCCCUGGAGUCUCAUAAACUCCUCCAUUUAUGCCAUGAAGAACAUUCUGCCUGCUCCAGAUUUCAUCCUUUGGACUGGUGAUGAUACACCUCAUGUCCCCAAUGAGAGACUCGGAGAAGAAGUGGUGCUGGAAAUAAUUGGAAAUCUGACUGCUCUGAUAAAACAUGUAUUUCCAGACACUAAAGUCUAUUCUGCAAUGGGCAAUCAUGACUUCCACCCCAAGAACCAGUUCCCAGGGGAGAGGCACAGGAUCUACACCAAAACAGCUGAACUGUGGCACUCCUGGCUCAGCAAAGCUUCCCUUUCAACGUUCAUAGCAGGUGCUUUCUACAGUGAAAAGCUGGUAAGCCCAAAUUCAGCAGGGCGAAUUAUUGUCCUCAACACUAAUCUGUACUACACCCAGAACAGUCAGACUGCUGGUAUGGAAGACCCAGGGGGGCAGUUCCAAUGGCUGGAAGAUACACUGAAUAAUGCCUCAAAAGCAGGAGAAGUGGUCUAUAUUGUGGGGCAUGUUCCACCUGGCAUCUUUGAGAAGAAGCGAAGCAAGCCCUGGUUCCAAAAGCAGUUUAAUGAGCGCUAUGUGGAGAUCGUGCAGAAGCACCACAGUGUGAUAGCUGCCCAGUUCUUUGGACACCAUCACACUGACAGCUUUCGAAUGUUUUACAGCAAUACAGGUUCCCCAAUCAACAGCCUGUUUUUAGCCCCUGGAGUGACUCCCUGGAAAACAACGUUACCUGGUGUACACAAUGGAGCCAACAACCCAGGGAUCCGGGUAUUUGACUAUGAGCAAGACACACUGCAAGUGAAGGAUAUGGUGACUUAUUAUUUAAACCUCACCCAUGCUAACAUGGUGGCCCCAAGAUGGGAGAAAGAGUAUCAGCUGACGGAAGCCUUCCAGGUCCCUGAUGCCUCUGUACACUCCAUGCAUACGGUGUUGGAGAAGAUCUCUAAGGACAAACACUUCCUCCAACAAUACUAUCAGUUUAACUCUGUCAAGUACGACCUCACAGAAUGUGAUGAGACCUGCCAGACUGACCAUGUAUGUGCAAUUAGGGAGGUUGAUUUUAUGAAAUACGAUGAAUGCAUUAAAGUUAGGAGCUUUGGUUCUGCAUCUGCUAUCCCAGCCAAAGCUCUUGCAUUCCUCUGCUUACUCUUGGGACUCCUCAGUUUCUACAGGAGCUCUUGAUGACCCUGACUAGUCCCCAGCUAGUAAGGAAUGGUAUCCUGCCUGAUGUCAGCCUCUCCAGUUCCUAGCUAAAAACCCAGGUAAAGGCAUUCAUGUCCCCACUGUAGUGGUUGCAGAGGUCACUUCAUGAGAUAGCAGGUCAAGUAAAAGGUGAGGCUUGACCUGCUGACAUGUGCAAACCCCAAACUGUCUUUUCUCUAGGAUUUCACCUCCAGAUAGACAACCCAAAAUCAGGGCAUACUUCCUAACGAGGACACAGCUAAAGUGAGUGGUACGAGGUAGCAGCAAGUUAAGCAUGGUUUAUCAGUCAAGCAAGUCGUAUUCAGUUCUUUGCUGUGGGAAUUUGGAUAAGUCUCUUGGGCUAAGAUUUUCCAAUAUCAGUGCCAAAACUUAGGCUAUAUUAGAAGUGGUCUAUUUCCAAAUGCUGGGAACCCAGCAACUCUUACUUAGGUCAGUGCAUGACCAGCGCUCCUGAAAGCACACCAUUUGUUUAAAUUCCUUAGUAUGGAUGGCAGAGCAUGACUUAAGGCACUCAUUUUAAAUUUUUGAUUCUUAGUGACUUGGGUAUUUUUAAGGAAACCUGGGGCACUGCUUCCCCCUCACCCCACACUGAUCCCUGUGUCAGGCAGGAGGGGUGGUCCCCAGCCCAGUCCAGCCCACCCUACCCUCUGCCACAGCUCAGAAGGGCACCAAAGAGCGCCAAAAUACAAGUUUGCCCAGGGUGCCACACACGUGCACAUGAGCAGCCCUUGUCCACAGCACGACUCUCCCCCUGCCCCAUCCUGCCUUAGCCUGGCCACUCCCUGCCCCUGGCAGUAGGAGUGGUGCUCACUCCACCCCACCCGCCCUGCCUCCAGCCACAGUUCAGGAGGAGCUGGGCAGAGCAGUGUGGAUGGCAUGGCCUCAGUCUGGGACCUUUGUUUCCAUUUUCACUAAUCAGUUGGGACAGUGGGAUGGCCCACAAAAUCCAGGACUGCCCUGGUCAAACUGGGAUGUAUGGUCACCCUAUUCAUGACCGACCUCUGCUCUGUGUCCAACCUGACUGCUUACCUUGUAAAGCACCUUGAGACACACAAAUGAACCGCAACAUCCUGUCUGUGGACACCUCCCUUCCUAUUCUGAUCAACUCAUCCCAAUUCCCGUUCUGUCCAACAUUACAAGGAUCACCUCCUGUCCCAUCUGUUAUGUCCCACCUCAGGUUCCCUUCCAUUCACAUGCAUGUAGAUGCUUGCGUUACCUAGG